UCAAAAUCAAGUUUGUCACUUUUUUCUUCGAGAGUUUAUACAAAUGGAUUGAAACUUUGCAUAAAUAUUUGAGUGCUUAAAACAAAUACAAAUAAAACAUCCUAAAAUUUUUUUGAGCAAAGAACCAAGUAGGAAAUACAUUUUCAAUUUUGGACUAGGGGCGACCCUAGUCAAAAUCAAUUUUCUCACUUUUUUCUUCGAGGGUUUGUACUAAUGGAUUGAAACUUUGCAUAAAUAUUUUAAUGCUUAAAACAAAUACAAAUAAAACAUCCUAAAAUUUUUUUGAGCAAAGAACCAAGUAGGAAAUACAUUUUCAAUUUUGGACUAGUGGCGACCCUAGUCAAAAUCAAUUUUGUCACUUUUUUCUUCGAGGGUUUAUCCAAAUGGAUUGAAACUUUGCAUAAAUAUUCUAUUGCUUAAAACAAAUACAAAUAAAACAUCCUAAAAUUUUUUUGAGCAAAGAACCAAGUAGAAAAUACAUUUUCAAUUAUGAACUUGGGACAGGUCUAGUCAAAAUCUAGUUUUUCACUUUUUUUUCGCCGACAUAUUCUUCUCGACGGUGACAAAAUUCAAAUAACUUUUGAACUGUGUCGAUAUGGGUUUCGGUCGUACUUCACGCCCACCCUUUAAACUUAUACUGAGCAAAUCUUGGUCUAUCCAUAAGACUUUUGAUGGUACGGUGUGAAUAUAUCCGCAUUGGGUUUCUACCCGAUACACUAGUUAGAAGUAUACUUCACAAGAUACAAUACUUUUAAAAAAUCGGCCGAUUUUUAAAAUACAUGGAAUUUGAUCGAUAGUAUCGAUUAAUUUGAAUAAUGUUAACAGUUUUUGGCAGCAAUAUUUCAGCAGAUGGAAGUGCAUUGAAGGACGUUAAUAUGCGUAUUCAAAAGUAAAAGAGUGUUUAAUUAUAAAUAUUUUUAAGCUCCAAAUUUGCUGGUAAAAGCUUCCUUACUUACUUACUGGAACCAUGUUCUUAUGUGGAGCUUAGGUUAGUUUGUAUAUAUUCUCUGUCCGCACAUUAAGCUGGCAUUUUUUCAUUCUUGUUCUACGCCAAGGAGCUUUUGGAUCUCCUGGGCGUCUUUCCCCUUGCGGAUAUCAUCCAAGGGCGGUAUAACAAACUUGUGUUUCUUUUAAAAAUAUACAAUAUUAAACAUACAAUAUUGUAUGCAAGAAAACACUUGUACCAAAAAAAUUGGUUGACAGAUAUCGACCGAUAAAUUGUACGUAAGAACAAAAAAAAAAUAUCGGUCGAUACACGUAACCACAAAAAAAAAUCGGCCCAUUGUGGCUGGGAUUUUGUGGCCAAGUUCACACGGGUGCUCAUGGAAAUAUUACAGAUACAUCAAGCAGCAAUACCAAUGGACCAAUUUUGAAUCCAGCAACAUUGGAGAAACUUUUCUACAUUUUAAACUUGCGAAAUAACAUGAAAACAUCAUCUUCCAAAACAUUAAAUAAAGUGACUUCUAGUGCCAACACAUUUGAGUCAGAUGAUAAGAAUAAAUCCGUAGAGAAAAACAGAGAAGCUGUUGAUGAAACUUUGAAACUUAAACUUUUGAUAAAAGAUUUAAGUGACGAGAAUGAAGCAAUUAGAUUGGAACUAGUAAAAAGGCAGCAUGUGGAGGAGCAAUAUGAAGAACUUGUGACCAGCAGUAAAUUAUGUGAUGAUGAUAAGUAUCGAUUAAUGGUCAAGAGUCUUGAACGAUGUCAUGAGUUUGAAAGUAAUCUGGAAAUAUUUGAGAGAAAAAUUGAUUUUCUCAAUAAUGAAAAUGACAAUUUACAUCAUGAAAUAAGGAAAAUUAAAGUAUCAUCAAUUGAAGUCAUGAAUGAUAUGAAAAUGGAAAUUCUGAGAAAAACAGAAAAGCUCUUGACUGUCAAUGCGAUUAAUGAGGAUGAAAAUGAGAAGGAAGAGAUUAAGCAACUUGAAGAGGAAUUACAUGAAAUGCGUUUUAAAUUAAAUGGUUUAUGCUUUAACGUCCUUAAAAAUCUAAAAACUCUUGACGAAAAUAAUGUCCUUAAAAUCGAAACUGAAAAGUUCUCAAAUCUAGCCAUUUUGGAAAAUAAUCUUACAACAUCAUUCAUGACACGUAGCGAAUUAAAUGAGAUGAAAUCGAAGCUAUUAAGAAUGCAAGAGACAAUCAAUAUGAAUCAGAUACGAGAAAAGCAUCUUGAAGAAUUGACUAAAAUAUCACAACAGCAAUUAAAAGCACAACAGUUAAUGCUUACUCAAUUCUCGGAUGAUGAGAUUGCAUCACGUCAUUUAAUUGUGGAUCUACAAAGUCAAAGUAAUGAAAAUUAUUUAUUGACAAAGACAGCACGUGAUUUGAAAAUUUCUAAGGAAAAUGAGGAACAUCUCAAGCUUGAGAAUGAUAAAUUAAAAUUUGAGAUAAAAACCAUACAGGAUAAUAUACAAAAAGUACAUGAUAUUACAGAUGACAAACUUAAAGAGAUGAAUGCACGUGAAAAAAGUAACUUAUUAAAAAUUCAAUAUCUCAGAAAAUCUUUAAUUGACUUAUGCAAUCAAUAUAGUUCGAUGACACCAAUGUACUUAAUAACUGACUUUGUAAAACAUUAUGCGAAGUUAUUGGAGGCAAAAAAAGAAUUUGAAAUAGAAAUGCUAAAUUUAAAAUCACAAUCAAUGCCGGAACUUUCGUAUGAUUCUAUUGCAACACAACUAAAAGAUAUGUCAAUGACAGACAUUGAAGGAAAAAUUGAGAUCAUUAAGUACAAAUCGUCGUGUGAUUAUCUAAAACAACAAUUACAAUUACGUGAGACGACAAUCAAAGAAUUGCAUAAUGAAAUUGCACGUAUAAGAUUAAAUGAGAUAAAAUCCAAACAACAUUGGAACGCAAUCAGAAUGUUAUUUGGUGACAAAAAUGGAGCUGAAAAAUGUGUUGAUUCCGAGCAAAUCGAGAGAUGUGAUAAAUGCACUCAAAUUGAUGUUAUUAAAAAAGAUUGUGGUACAAUUACUGAUAAGCACGAAGAGAUGCCGAAAAUUAAUGCACAACAACCAAUAAUGAGAGAGAUUGUGAAGCCACAAACUCCGCCGAUAUCACAAAGUGUAUAUCAAAUAAAAAGUGAUGAUCAAAAUUCACUCGAAAUGCAAUUAAAGAAAGCAUUAAGCCUUGCAUCGUCUCGUAGCUCAUUAUUAAUUGAGACAGAAAAUCGUUUGAGUGAGGCUCAAGGAAGAAUUAAAGCACUCGAGAGAAAUUUCGAAAAUCAACUCAAGCAGCAACAACAGCAGCAAUCAACUGCGGUAAAUGAUAUGAUUAAUAAGAAGGAUGACCAUAUAUUAAGUAUAACAAUUGCGACAUUACAAAACUUAAUACUCGAUAAGGACACGAAUUUAUCACGAUAUCAAGAGUUGUUAAAAUCUGAGCGUCAACAUAACAUGCGGACUUUUGACGAAUUAAGUGAGCAAAUAAAGCAAUUAAAGAAGGUCAAUGAUUGUAAUGAGACGACAAUAGAUGAGAGAGAUAAGGCGAUUGAUAAAUUAAAACAGCAAAUAAUGAAUUUGGAAGAAGAAAAGCUUAAAGUUGAGAACGCUGUAAAACCGGUGACACCGCCGCCUCAACAACUCCAUGUAACAUUUAAAGAUAAUAAAAAUGUGCAUGACAUUGAAAUGCAAAGUAUGGAAAUAAAAUUAAAGGAGGCUCAUACUGAGGUGAAAAAAAUGGAACAGCAAUUGAAAGAUCUCACAAAUACUGAACGGCAGUUGCAAAAUCUCAUUCGAGAGAAGGACAUAUUGAUAAAAGAUUUAAACAUAAAGUUGAAGGCAUCAAAUGACAAUUUGGAGACAUUGAGUGAGAGUUUCACAUCUCAUAAUGAAAUUGAACAAUUAAGAGAAAUGCUCGAGGAGAAAGAUAAACAUAUACAGGACUUGACAGAAACAUUAAAUCAAUUUCAUGAUGAUCAGCAGAAAUAUAUAAAUGAUACAGCAUUGAACUCAGCCGAUCAAGUUCAAAUCAUAUCGGCUAAUUUAACGCGUGCCGAGACAACAAACCGUGUGCUCGCAACCCAACUAGAAGCACUAAAGCGGCAGGUUGCAAAUAUUCAACAACGAGAGAAACAAUCACGUGACAUGAUAAAGACUUUGAAAAAUCAACUAAUUAAACGUCCUGUUAUUUCUGUUAAGAGUGAUAAGCGCCCAAUAACGACACGAGAGGAACAGCAACAGAAGCGAAUCAAUGAACUAGAAAAUGAAUUAUUGGAAGUGAAAGAUGAUUUGAGACGUCAAAUUAAUAUUAAUGAUAAUAAGAAGGCAAAGAAUGCAGCUGAACUUGGUUUGUGGGAUAAACAAAAGCGCUAUCAAGAAAUGUCAGAAAAAUUAAAAGGCAAGCUUACUGAAAAAGAAAUUGAUUGUGAACGUUUAAAGGCAAACCUCCAAAUGGCAAAGAACAGCAUAAGACGUCUUGAAAAUGAGAAGAUAAUGCUUGACAAUAAGAUAAAGAAUGGCCGAUACAUGCAAAUUGUCGGUGGUUCAUCAACAUCAUCGAUUUCUUGUCAGCACUGCGAUACAUUAAAACAUUCUCAAAUAGCGGAAACUCCAUCAAUAAUGAGUGAUAGUGGCUCUGAAAUGAAUAGUGAACUAGUUGUUGCUUUAAAAUCACGUAUUGAAUCGCAGCAAAGGAAAAUUAUUGCAAUGGAACUAGAUGGAAAAGGCUCGAGUGUUUCCAUUGAAAUUGAUAAAAUUCAAGAACAGCUUUCGGAAAUUCAAGCACGAAAUAUUCGUUUGGAGGCUAAAAACAUUCAGCUUCAAUUAGAUAACGAUCUACUUAAACAAAACGUCGGUGGGCAGCGCCAAGAAGCUAGGAUUAAGCACUUGGAAGACUACAUAAUGGUGCUUAAAGACGAACUUGCUCAAUCGCACAUGUCAAAUGGAUCGGAGAAGUCUAGGCAUUCAGACUCAUCAUCAUCAUCAAAAAUUCAUGCAAUGGAACAAACAAUUCUUAAUCUCAAGCUAAUCAUUGAAAAAUUACAAGCAGAAAAUAAAUAUUUAAGAAAUUCCAAGCAUACACAGCAGUCAAUCUCUCAAACGUCGUCCUACAUGAGUCAGAGUGAUCGAAAAAAAGAAGAGAUCUUUGAAAAGCUCAAGAUUGAUUAUGAAAAAUUGAAAAAGAAUUACAAUGAAGCUAUUAUAAAAUGCUCUCAAAUUCAAGUCGAAUUGGAGCUGUCACAAUCGCAAAUAAUCAGUACUUCAUGCCCACAUUGUAAUCGUAAAGAUAUGGAUGAAUUAGCGACCCAAGAUAUUGAUGCGUUAAGACAACAAUUACAGCAAAAGGAUCAAAUUUUAGUGAAAGCAAAAUCGUUAUUGUCAAGAGCAGCAGCAAAAGAGAAGCAUUUAAGAGAGUCAAUAGCUAAUUUAAAAAAGAAAGUGUGUGACCUUGAGGGAGUUCCAGUAAUAAGUGAAGAAAAUAGUGAAACGGGUUAAAACUUGUGUGUUCAUUUUAACUGUGGCGUGAGUUUAAAUUUGAUUAUAUUUAUAUAUUUAUUAAUUAAAUUAUUUACAAGCGAGAACUUAAACGGAAAUAGCUACAUGAAUUGUAUUUUUUUAUCCAUUUUAAGCGACAUAAAAUAUUCAUUAGAUUUAAAAUAAUAAAAUUUAGUAAGUUCUUUAUUAAAGAAUAAGAAUUCAUGAAUUUAAUGUUUAGAUGAUGAGGCUGUUGGUAAUUGAGGCAAGCCAAAUUCAUCGACUAAAAUGCCAUCUUUAUUUUUCUGCGGAGGCGCAACGAUACUAUCGGCACCAGGCUCCUUGUCAGGAAUUCCAGGAGCUUUAAUAACAUCGUCUAAGUACGAUGUAUCGUCAUCAAGAGCAAUUUCAUCUCCUAAUGCAUCUAAUUCUGCCUGUAGAUCAUCUUCAUCCAUUUCCGGCAUAUUAUAAUUUCUACCAAGUGCUUCCUGAACUUCGUCAGCCUGUUCUAACAUGUCAGCCAUUUCAUCUUGUAAGUCCUCAAUAUCCUCAAUGUUAAUUUUCUUAAAUUCUUUUUUCAUUGACUUCAUUCCGUCCUUCAUUGCGACAACAGUUGCCUGUGUAUCUUUCAACAUUUGAUUUGCAUAAUUUGCCUGCUCCAUGUUAAAUGACUGAUUUCGAAGAUUGUCGACUUGCUGCUCAUAUCUUUAUCA
Molecule: messenger RNA, 6120 nt
Organism: Chironomus riparius
Lineage: Eukaryota; Metazoa; Arthropoda; Insecta; Diptera; Chironomidae
Source: the annotation of a GenBank genome assembly